Molecule: messenger RNA, 2329 nt
Organism: Xenopus laevis (African clawed frog)
Lineage: Eukaryota; Metazoa; Chordata; Amphibia; Anura; Pipidae
Gene: itm2a.S
Product: integral membrane protein 2A S homeolog
Biological process (GO): negative regulation of amyloid precursor protein biosynthetic process
Cellular component (GO): Golgi apparatus; extracellular exosome; plasma membrane
Molecular function (GO): amyloid-beta binding
Source: RefSeq, marked provisional
GCGCUAGAUACAGGAGCUUACUUCGGACAUCAUGGUGAAGAUUGCGUUUAGUUCGCCCUUCGCGGGCAAGAAGCCUAGCAAAGACGCCGAGGCCUUAGUGGCUGAAACGGAUACUGAAUUUGCUUCUCAAGGGACCGAAAAUUCAACUGGAAGAUGUCUGCUUACCCUCUUGGGUCUUGCUUUCAUAUUAGCUGGUCUAAUAGUUGGUGGUGCUUGUAUCUAUAAAUACUUUAUGCCCAGGCACAAGAUCUAUGAAGGAGUAAUGUCUUAUUCAGAGCAGCAGCAUGAUCUUGCCGAGGAGCCUUAUUACCUUCCUGUCUCAGAAGAAGCUGACAUCAGGGAAGAGGACAAUGUUGCACUGAUUACUGUUCCUGUACCAAACUUUUCAGAUAGUGAUCCAGCAGCUAUACUUCAUGAUUUUGAUAGACUUCUGACAGCCUACUUGGACUUGCAGCUCCAAAAAUGUUAUGUCAUUGAUUUGAACACUUCCAUUGUCAUGCCACCAAGAAACCUGCUGGAUUUGUUCAUUAAAUUGGCUGAUGGCUCCUUUUUGCCUCAAACCUACUUAGUCCGGGAAGAUCUGGUAGUGUCAGAGAAAAUUGAUGAUUUGUCCGAACUGGGUAUUUUUAUUUACCAGCACUGCUUUAGAAGAGAGACAUAUAGGCUGGUCCGCAGAGAGCAAAUAAUUGGUCUGCAGAAGAGAUCUGUAGAAGAUUGCAUCACAAUUCAUCAUUUUGAAAAUGACUUUGUGACAUCAACAAGGAUUUGCAACUAAUCAACUAAAGUAAAUCUUCUAUAAUCACUAGAGAUGUCUUGCUGUUCGACUUCUCAAUUAAAAUGUGCAUUGAUAAUCAAAAUUAUUUGUUCUGAUGCAUAGCUGUGUGCUACCACUUUUUUUUGUUAUAUUUCCCUGUGAGCACUAUGGGUAUUAGCCUGUAUCUUUAAAAAAAAAACUGUAGAUGUUAAGAGAUGUGCAUUUGCACUACUGAUAUAAGAUUAGAGAACAUCCGAGCAGUUUCAAAUGAGUUAAGAUACAGAUUGAGACCCUUUUCACAGAUGAGGUUUGUUAAAGUGACACCUCUGUAUUUAGAUUUAUAAGAUUUAGUAAAUGGAUCUAGUAAAACAAUACAAAAAUAAAAAAAUGAUUUAACUUCUUUAGAUGGUGGAUGCAAUAAAGUGUGUUCUUUGCACAUUCUCUCUAAAUCUACUUAUGCCUUUUAUGGAUUCCAGUAUAACAUUUUGAAGCACGUUGCAUUGUUUGCCGCAACUGUAUUGAUUUAUUAUAUAUAACUAGCUUUCCAAAACUUGUGCUUGUUAAACAUAUGUUUCCAUUUUAUAUCUUGAACAAAAUGGGUGGUUUUAGGGAUUGGACUGGCAUAUGAAUAAGCAUUGAUUUUUGACACUCAAUAAAAAAUAGCCAAGAUGUGGUCGAUUUAUCUAAAUAUGCAGUUACGAUUGAAUUAUACCUUGUGUUUCAAUCCACAUUCAACAAUGAGUUUGCGUGUAAGAAGGAAAAUCGUCACUCUCUAUAGCAGGAUUUAAUUAGCAUUAUUUUUUAACAGAUUUAUGUUUCAACUGGUCAUAUGCACGUGUAAAUAUAAAUAAAUAUAUAUAUAUAUAUAUAUAGAUAAAAUGUAUACAUCACCCUGUUGAUUCUCAGUGCUGAAUCUACAACGUUCUGUCAGGUGUGUAAAUGUAGCAAAAUAUUUGAGUAAUUACUCAUCAUAAAUGAUCCUAAUGGUAAUUCUUUAUUUUAUUGCAUAAACCGUAUUGGGAUCUAUUAUCUGGAAUAAACUUUUUAACAACCCCAAUAGGCUUGCAUCAAAUACAAAUUUGGGGCCAGAUUAUCCUGAAUGCUGAGGACCUGGGGUUUUCCGGAUAACAGAUCUUUCCAUAAUUUUGAUAUUCAUACCUGAAGACUGCUAGAAAAUAAUGUAAACAUUAUUUGGAUAAAACGGAGUCUUUAGGAGAAAGCCUUUUCUGAAUAGCUGGUUUCCGGAUCGUGGAUCCCAUACCUAUUAAAAGUAUCAAAAAAAGUAAAUUUAUCAAAACUAGUGUCUUGUUUUUUUUUUUAAAUAGGACACUGUAUGAAAUGAAAUACUCGAAAUACUUCCGAGUUUUUCUGAAUAGUAGAUCCUAUAUCUGCACAUUUGAAUGGAUCAUACUGCUUUUGUCUUAAAACCUAUUGUAAUGUAAUGUGUAGUGCACUUUUAUAGUACCUAAAAUUGCAUUUCCCUGCUUUUUGUUACACAAGCUAAAAUAACUUCCCGGAAUGAUAACUUUGUAUUUCAAAGAAACAUUUCUAAUAAAGCAGUUUGAAAUUAUUAAA